Messenger RNA from Terrapene triunguis (Three-toed box turtle), 1284 nucleotides. Its product is annotated as leucine-rich glioma-inactivated protein 1-like. The record is from RefSeq and is a predicted model, not a curated record. The transcript is spliced from 5 exons. The annotation marks the transcript as partial. Lineage: Eukaryota; Metazoa; Chordata; Testudines; Emydidae. Gene Ontology annotation, biological process: myelination in peripheral nervous system; neuron maturation.
GAGCCUGGCACACAACCAGCUGGAGACGCUGCCGCGCCACCUGUUCCGGGGCCUGGACGCCCUCACCCAUGUGGACCUGCGGGGGAACCCCUUCCACUGCGACUGCCGGAUCAAGUGGCUGGUGGAGUGGCUGAGCAGCACCAAUGCCAGCGCAGAGCUGGGCGAGUGCCAGGGCCCAGCCGAGCUCAACGGCACCCGGCUGAGCCAGCUGCAGCUCCAGGACUUUGACUGCAUUACCACCGCGCUGGCGCUGUUCCAGUCGCUGCCCUUCCAGGCCCUGUCGGUGGAGCCGUUCUGGUACCAGGGGGAGCAGCAUGUGGCCAUCACCCAGCCCUUCGCCGGGCGCUGCAGCCUGCUUGAGUGGGACCACCUGGACGGGGCCUUCCGGGCCUACGCCUCCAUCAACGGCUCGUCGCCUGUGGCCUGCAAGCCGCUGGUGGUGGAGGGGCGGCUGCUGGUGGUGCUGGCGCAGCUGGCCGGGGGUUCCCAUGUGUGGCGCCGGGAGGAGGCCUCGGGGCGCUUCGUGCGGCUGCAGGAGCUGGGCCCGCAGCGCAUCCGCAAGCCCAACGCCCUGGCCAGCUUCCGGGUGGACGGCGACUGGUUCCUGGCCGUGGCUGACAGCUCCAAGGCGGGCGCCACCACGCUCUUCCGCUGGGGCGGGCGCGGCUUCUACGCUCACCAGGCCCUGCACGCCUGGCACCGCGACACCCACGUGGAGUUCCUGGAGCUCGCCGGCCGGCCCAGCCUCAUCUUGGCCAGCAGCUCCCAGCGCCCCGUUGUCUACCAGUGGAGCCGGCCCGGCCGCGCCUUCCUACGCCACACAGAUAUCCCUGACAUGGACGACGUCUACGCCGUUAAGCACUUCCGCCUGCGUGGGGACGUCUACGUCUGUCUGACCCGCUUCAUUGGUGAUUCUAAGGUGAUGCGCUGGGAGGGCUCCAUGUUCCGGGACGUCCAGCACAUGCCAUCACGUGGCUCCAUGGUCUUCCAGCCACUGGGCAUUGGGAGCCACCGCUAUGCAGUGCUGGGCAACGACUACUCCUUCAGCCAGGUGUACCGCUACGAUGCCCGCUCGGGCCUCUUCGUCCGCUUCCAGGAGCUGAACACCCAGGCGCCCCGCUCUUUCGCCCACCUGGCCGUCCACCAGCGGGACUUUGUCUUCGCUGCCAGCUUCAAGGGAGACACGCAGAUCUACCGGCACAUCACCAUCGACCUGAGUGCCUGAGCCCCGCGCCGGGGCAGUGGGGGGCGCAGAAUGGGACGCAGACAAUGCAGGGUGCAGCA